This is a messenger RNA of Hippopotamus amphibius kiboko, 6497 nucleotides long. RefSeq names its product zinc finger protein 606. NCBI's taxonomy places the organism in Eukaryota, Metazoa, Chordata, Mammalia, Artiodactyla, Hippopotamidae. The transcript has 8 exons. Gene Ontology annotation, biological process: negative regulation of transcription by RNA polymerase II. Gene Ontology annotation, molecular function: DNA-binding transcription repressor activity, RNA polymerase II-specific; RNA polymerase II transcription regulatory region sequence-specific DNA binding. The record is from RefSeq and is a predicted model, not a curated record. Gene Ontology annotation, cellular component: nucleus. The coding region runs from base 411 to 2861 and encodes 816 amino acids.
CGCCUGGGCAUUGGGACUGCUGCCUCUGCUGCCGCCGCGGGCCGGAAGGGUCGGGAGGACGGCUGGGGAGAGGCGGCGCCUACGCUCGUGGCGGGCGCGGCGCCAGGGCGGGUCCCUCUGCCAGCCUCCGGCUUCGUGGCCGCGCUGGACUGGCUGGGCGGGCCCGGUUGAGCCCUGCCCGUCGGGCCUUUGUCCCCCCGGGCGGGAAUCCCAGGUGCACGGCCGAGCCAGGCCUAACGUCCCUGGUGAAGCGAGCGCGAGCUUGUUAAGUUGCCCUUGAAGAGUGACAGGCACCGGCCCGCAGGGGUGGCAGGCCGGUGGCUGCGAACCAGGUGGGUAUUGCAGUUGCUUUUAGUAAUCACCCAAACCUACUGCUUCUAGGCAAGCUCCUGGUGGAUUAAUCCUGCAGGAUGGCAGCCAUCAACCCUUGGGCCUCCUGGGGUAUCCUUACGGACCAGUCUUGGGGGAUGGCGGCUGUUGACCCGUGGACCUCUUGGGCUCUGUGUCCUCAGGACUCUACCUGGCGCAUGGAGGAGACCCCUGAGGAGAGGAGGAGGGCCGCCGGGCUCCCAACAGCCCAGGCCCAGCGGUCAUUGAUGAUCAUUGCCGAUGUCCACUGGUGUAUUAGGGGUUGCAGAAUCUCUGUGGAACCAGUGACCUUCAAAGAUGUGGCUGUGGACUUCACCCAGGAGGAGUGGGGGCAGCUGGACCUUGUUCAGAGGACCCUGUACCGUGAUGUGAUGCUGGAGACCUAUGGGCACCUGCUCUCUGUGGGGAAUCAGAUCGCCAAGCCCGAGGUCAUCUCCCUGCUGGAGCAAGGGGAAGAGCCGUGGUCAGUGCAGCAGGCGUAUCCUCCUCAAGGUGCUUGUCCAGAGUGGAUUAGAAGUCUUGAAAGCAAAGUGUUGAUCCCAACACAGAGCAUUCAUGAGGAGGAGCAGUCCCAGAGCAUGAAGUUGGAGAGAUACAUGUGGAAUGACCCCUGGUUCUCCAGGUUAGAAGUUUUGGGAUGUAAAGACCAAUUAGAAAUGCAUCACAUGAACCAGAGUACAGCCAUGAGGCAGAUGGUCUUCAUGCAAAAGCAAGUACUGUCUCAAAGAGGCUCUGAGUUCUGUGAACUUGGGGCAGGGUGUAGCCAGAGCUUAAGCAUUGUUCCAUCUCAGAAACUUUCUCAAAUAGAACAUUUCUAUAAGCCUGAAUCAAAUGCUGAAAGUUGGAGAUACAACUCAGCCAUAAUGUAUGCAGAUAAGAUUACCUGUGAAAAUAAUGGGUAUGACAGAGCCUUCUCCCAGUCCAUGCAACCUGUUCACCCUGCAAGGGUGCAGACUGGAGGUGAUCUUUUCAAAUGUACUGAUGCCGUUAAAUCUUUCAAUCAUAUACUGCAUUUUGGUGAUCAUAUGGGAAUGCAUACAGGAGAAAAGCUCUAUGAAUAUAAGGAAUGCCAUCAAAUCUUUAACCAGAGCCCAUCGUUUAGUGAACAUCCAGGACUCCAUAUUGGAGGAAGCCAGUAUGAUUACAAAGAAUAUGAGAAUUUCUUUUACUUUUCAUCCUUUAUGGAGCAUCAGAAAAUUGGUACUGUAGAGAAAGCAUAUAAAUACAAUGAAUGGGAGAAGGUCUUUGGGUAUGACUCAUUCCUUACGCAACAUACAAGCACUUACGCUGCAGAGAAACCCUAUGAAUAUAAUGAAUGUGGGACAUCUUUCAUUUGGAGCUCUUACCUUAUCCAGCAUAAGAAAACUCAUACUGGAGAGAAGCCCUAUGAAUGUGAUAAAUGUGGAAAAGUUUUUAGGAAUCGUUCCGCCCUUACUAAACAUGAACGGACUCACACUGGAAUAAAACCCUAUGAAUGUAAUAAGUGUGGAAAAGCCUUCAGCUGGAAUUCUCAUCUUAUUGUACACAAGAGAAUUCAUACGGGAGAGAAACCUUAUGUGUGUAAUGAAUGUGGGAAGUCUUUCAACUGGAACUCCCAUCUUAUUGGACAUCAGAGAACUCAUACUGGAGAGAAACCUUUUGAAUGUACUGAAUGUGGGAAGUCUUUCAGUUGGAGCUCCCAUCUUAUUGCGCACAUGAGAAUGCAUACUGGAGAGAAGCCCUUUAAAUGUGAUGAAUGUGAAAAAGCUUUUAGGGAUUACUCAGCCCUCAGUAAACAUGAAAGAACUCACUCUGGAGCAAAACCGUAUAAGUGUACUGAAUGUGGAAAAUCCUUCAGCUGGAGCUCCCACCUUAUUGCCCAUCAGAGAACUCACACGGGAGAGAAACCCUAUAACUGUCAGGAAUGUGGCAAAGCAUUCAGAGAACGUUCAGCCCUCACUAAACAUGAAAUAAUUCAUUCUGGAAUUAAGCCCUAUGAGUGUAAUAAAUGUGGAAAAUCCUGCAGCCAAAUGGCUCACCUUGUUCGACAUCAAAGGACUCAUACUGGAGAAAAGCCGUAUGAGUGCAAUAAAUGUGGAAAAUCCUUCAGCCAGAGCUGUCACCUUGUUGCUCAUCGGAGAAUCCACACUGGUGAGAAACCCUACAAGUGUAACCAAUGUGAAAGAUCCUUUAACUGUAGCUCUCAUCUUAUUGCGCACCGGAGAACUCAUACUGGAGAGAAACCAUAUAGAUGUAAUGAAUGUGGGAAAGCAUUUAAUGAGAGUUCUUCCCUUAUUGUACAUCUGAGAAACCAUACUGGAGAAAAACCCUACAAAUGUAAUCAUUGUGAGAAGGCUUUCUGUAAGAAUUCUUCUCUUAUUAUUCAUCAGAGAAUGCAUAGUGGAGAGAAACGCUUUAUAUGCAACGACUGCGGAAAAGCCUUUAGUGGUCACUCAGCCCUACUUCAACACCAGAGAAAUCAUAGUGAAGAGAAACUCUGUGAAUUGAAUUGAUGGGAGAUUUUUCUUUUAUUGUACAUUUGAGAACACAUUGGAAAAAACCCUAUAAGUAUAGUCAAGAGAGGAAAUUUUUAAUGAGUUCAGUACAACUUCUCCCCUUAUUAAUCAGUAGAAAGUAUCUUCGUAGAAGAAACCUGUGAAUGAAAAGAAUAGGCAAAAGGCUUCCACAGUUAUGUAGCCUGUACUUAACAUCAAGUAAUUACAGUGAAGAGGACUCCAGACUCACCUCUCAUGGUCCAUCAGGAAUCCUACCUGAGGAACAUGAACGUAGGGAAUGAGACAUCUUUUAGUAAGAGAUCUCAACAAUUUGUGAAUCAAAGUGCAUUGUUAAGGGAAAAACUUUAUCCUAGGAAGAGUGUUUCGAGCAGAAAUACACCACUUUGCAUCAAGCCUGGAGUAUUGGAUGGAAGCUUUACAAUAACAUUUUGUGCAUCAGUAUGGAAACACCGAUUGUGCUAUUAUAAGGGGAGGUUCUGGGUGCUCUUUAAGGAAUAGAAUGUGGAAUACUAAACCUGAAUUUAAGAAAAAAAUAGUAUUGAAUGGGAUAUUUACUGUUGAUUGAGAUUAACCUUAGAGAAGAUUAGUAAAUGAGAUUACUAAUGAUGGAAAGGUUACUGCCCAGAAGUCUGAGACUGAUAUUGUUGGAACAAAAGGUGAUACUUAAUAACCCAGUGUGUCAGUGUCCAUGGUUUACUCACUACUGCAUUGUUGGACAAUUAGUUUGUAAUCUGUUUUAGGUAAUUACUAUAAGUUAUAAUUAUGGAUUCUAAGUCAAUAUAAUAUAAGGGAAUAAAAGGACACAGAAUUGUAUAUACAUAUCUACUAUAACAUCUAAAAAGUGUGUAUGGAUAAGGACUGAAAAAGACCAAGAGAUAAAUUAACCCAGUUAAGAUUUUUUUUUUCAAGCUUUACAGACACAUACAGCACUUAACACGUGCUAGGCUUUGUUUUAAAUGCUUUUCAAAUGUUAAUUUAUUCAGUCCCCUUAAUUCUAUGAGAUAGGUACUAUUAUAAUCCCAGUUUUAUAAAUGGAGAAACUGAGGCAGAGACGAUAAGAAGCCUACCUAAGGACACACAGCUAGUUAGGAGUAGAGAGAUUGUUUGGCUCCAGAGUUGAUGUUUUUAACCAUUGUGUCAUGCUGCCUCUGCAGUGAUUUUUUUCCCCUAAUGUUUUUUUGAAAUUUUGUUCAGUGUUUUUAUAGUAGAUAUUUGAUAAUAAAAAUUGAAUUCCUAAACAAUGAGAAGUACAGUUACCUGGCUCUCUGCCCUUUGGGGUUUCUGGUAACAUGAGAGCUAAGCUCCUUUUGGAAGAUGAAUUCUGGAUUGGACGUUCAGAAUCACUGGAUUUUCUGGGCCCUGGGUUCCCUAGAAUUUCACCACCUCCAACCCUGAAGAUUACAGCAGAGCAGGGGCUGGAGGACUCACUGGAGGUUUGGGAAAGUCAGAGGAAUGCCCCUUGAUGGGUUUAGAAUGCCCUUGGUGAGGCAGAGAGCAAGAGACACCUCUGCACAUGUGGGCACCAUUUCUUAAGGUCUCUCUUGAAUUCAGUGUUUAUAUUUUCUUUAUCUUCUCCAGAUAAAAAGAUUGCUUGAUAGUAGGGAGGGUUCAGAAGGGAAUCCUCAGAUCAGUCGUCUCAUAAAGUGAGGAUGUUUCUCUGUGUGCUCAGAGUGGAAAGGGGGCAAGAUGAACAGGAGGACUUGGGUGGUGUCUCUGGUUCACAAAUAUUUCCUAUAUUUCCCUAAUGUAGGGCUAUAAUUAGGGGCCAACAGUCCUUCCUGGAUAGGUUCUAACCAGUAGGGUAUUGGUUGGAUUUCCAGGGUACAGAAGUUUCAUCUAGUUGAGAGGCCCACGGCACUCCAGUGAGUGGCCUCCUGGUCUUGUGGGAUGCCGUGUUCACUGUCCGACUCCCGUAGCUGGCGCUUGCAUAGGUGUGUAACAUCUGAUCCCUACGUUAUGUAUAGUGGUCACCCAAUAAAUGUUGCAGGAGUAAAUUAAUUGGAUUUCUCACGUGAUUUGUGCAAAGACCCUUGGAGAGAAGAGUUAGCAGUAUCAUCUCUGUAAGAGAAAGCAUCCUAAUAUAUCAAGAGUCGUACUGCCAGUAUAUGGGUAUUGUGUUCUAAUACUCGAAGUGAUAUGCUUUCAGCAAACCCAGAUUCUCUGAUUCAGGGGCUCCAAAGGAUUUUGUAAGUCAUAUACAGUAUUCCACAAGCAUCCUGGCAAGUUCUUCUGUAACUAUAUUAGCAAGCCUAGUAUCUAAUAUUUGUAAAAGUGCCUCCUGGACUUCUAAAGUGUCCUUCCAAAAGGGUCCUGGACUUCUGCCUCUUCCUAGAAGGAUUCCCUACCUCCCUACCACCUGUUACACAACCUUAUAUGUGUCCAGGGCUCCCAGGUUCCCUCCUACCUCCCUUAUUCUAACCCACAUGUAGCUCAGCUCAUUGCCCUUUGAUCCCCCCCGUGGUUGGAACUCUCCACUCAGCCAUCUUCCCCCGUGACUGAAACUUGGGUCUCCCUUCUGCGCAGUCCCUCCUCUUACGAUCCUUGCAGGGUGUGGCUGCUUCCUCUCCCUCCCUCCUCUCUAAACCACGUCUGACUGUCACGUCACUCCUGCUUCCCUUUGCUGCGGCCACCUGAUGAACGGUCUGCUUGUCCAUAAAAAUUUCAGCUCUUGCUGUAUUGCAUCUAAAUCCACCCCCAUCAUAAUACUUCCUGAUUUCAUCGUCCAUAUAGAUGCUCUUCUCGUGUCCUGAUCUCACAGUUCCUUGACCUCUUUGCUCACAAUUUUGUCACCCACUUUGCAACAGUCAGGCACUUCCAUAACUAGUGACUGGAACCUCCCCACCAUCGGUUUCAAGUGUCUUUUCCUAAGCUAGCUGCCCUUUUAGUACCAAGAUUCCAACCAUCCCUUGACCAAACCUUCCCUCACGCUCGUUCCCAGCAGAUGACUUUGCUUCCAGUUUCCCUGAGCGAAUAGAAGCCAUCAGCAGAGGCCUUUCAUGACACCUCUCUGCCUUCUCUACCCCCCUUCCAUGAUAUCUGUGCCUUCCCACCAGUGCCGGGUGGCUGCCAGAGCCUGUCCCGUGUCUACUCCUCCAAGACAGUGCUACGGCAAGUUUCCUUACCUCUCUUUUUUUCUUGGAAAAUAAAUUUUUAUUAGUUACUUAUUUUAUACAUAUUAGUGUAUAUAUGUCGACCCCAAUCUCCCAAUUCAUCCCACCCUCCCUGCCACCCACCCCGUAUCCCUGUGUUUGCUGUCUACAUCUUUGUCUCCAUUUCUGCUUUGCAAACCAGGUCAUGUGUACUGUUUUUCUAGAUUCCACAUGUAUGCGUUAAUAUAUGAUAUUUGUUUUUCUCUUUCUGACUUCACUCUGUAUAACAGUCUCUAGGUUCAUCCAUGUAAGUUUCCCUUAUCUCUUGUAUCACCAGGUUUUCUAUACAUACUGAAUUAUCCCCAUCGACAUGCAAACAUACUUAAAAAAACAACAAAAAAACCCUCUAGCUCCUGUAUCAUUCUCUGCUUCAUUUCUGAAAGCAAAACAUCUCAAAAAUUGUCUGUUGUUGCUGUCUUCACUUCCUUUUCUUUCUUUCUUUCUUUCUCUUUCUUUCUUUCUUUCUCUUUCUCUCUCUCUUUCU